Molecule: messenger RNA, 647 nt
Organism: Laccaria bicolor S238N-H82
Lineage: Eukaryota; Fungi; Basidiomycota; Agaricomycetes; Agaricales; Hydnangiaceae
Exons: 2
Coding region: 10-360 (116 amino acids)
Source: RefSeq, a predicted model, not a curated record
CCCCCCCUCAUGGUAUCGUCGCGGGCUGCGAAUGAAGAACCUGAUCCCGAGUCCAUAGAGCCUAAUUAUGGUCCACAUUUGCGCUAUGCAAGCAGGUCUCGCAAUACCGGUCGACCGUAUGAACAAAGAUUGGCCAUGUCGUCGAGGUUAUCGCCAUUCUGGCAGACGAAAAGCGGAAUAGCGCUUAUUGGACUGGUGGUUCUGGCGGUGAUCGGUGCGGUGGUAGGAGGGGUAGUGGGAGGGAGAGCGGCGAGGAAGAGUGAGAAAAAUGAGGGCCCGCCCAGUGCGACGACAUCACCGUUCCAUACGCAAACGACAGCUUCGUCAACUACGGUCACAUCCACGAUUUCCCCUUCCUAGCCGGGGAAUCCAUCGUGCUCGGAGAGUCGUGCUACUUUGGCGCCUUCGUAUUUCGUGAACAAUUUACCUGGGUUUUAUGUUGUCUUUUUCUUUCGGGUCUUCGGGGUUUCUGGUUGGCAACGAAGAUAACCUCCCAUCACGAUGAUUGAAUGGAUUCCGUUUGACCAUCGAGGAAUGUCUUGCCAUUUAUCAUGCUGUUUUCUGUACUAUAUGUUCUGCUGCUGUUCUGCUGACUCUGUUGUCAAUCUGCAAAGCUACAUAGGGGUUGAAUACGACGUACAUUCAUC